AUGGCAGUCUCUUGGGGAACAAUCAAGUCGGUCCUCAUCUUCUUCGGGCCCAUCCUUCUGCCAAAGGCAAUAGGAUACUACCGCACCAUCCGCGCGGGGCCCUCCGCCAACGGGCUCACGAUCCGUCCCUUGAACCCGAAAGUUCUACGCGCACUCUCCCUCCUCAGUUUAACGACGCUCCUCUACCUCCUCCUCUCCCUGCCACCCUCUGCGCCGGAGAACCUCUUUGAACGCACACAAUCCCGCCUCCAAAUUCCCACCGACGUCCUCUUUGCGCGGCUCUCUUCUCUCCGGCCCAAAAAUGUCCUCACUCCCUCGGACACGGCCCUGCGCAAUAAAUUUGUAAACAUGGAAUCCCGCACGCUCUACCUGCAGUUCGGCCCGGAAGUCCUGGCCAACUGCCCCUUCUGCACCUCCGACGACCCACGCAGUUACUUCUACUACGCUUUGCCGUCCCUCCUCUCCCCACACCUGCUGAACUUGAUCGUCCUCUCCAUCGCGACGUCGGGCCUCCUCGUCGGCCUCGACGGCAGCAAAUGGCGCCGCGCAACGGUAAUCUCUACGCUCGUCCUCGCCGCCCUCGAUGUCUACGUCGUUAGCAGUUACAACCACCAGUCCAACGCGCACCGGCCGCGCCUCGCCGAACUCGAUAUGUUCUUCUGGACGGCGCGCGUUUACCGACUGCUAGCGCUAGCCGUUCUUGACGUCGCCUUCGCCGCACUCUUGUACCUCUCGAGCACGAACCGGGCGUUUGCUUCGCCUCCGUCGCCCGCGGAACGCGUCGAGGCCGUAGCGAGACGGUUGCUGAUGACGAAGAGCAAGAUCAAUGCCGUGGGGAUCGUCAAGAACACGGCGAUUCGGGACGAGGAGCUGAGAGAGCGGAUGAGAGCUUAUUGGCAGCAUGAGGGCAGGCUGAUGCGUGAGGUCAUGGAGGAGAGGGAGGUGAUUGAGGGGGUGAAUGAUGCGUUGCAGAAUCGGAUCAACAUUCAGGAUAUAUCGCGCGAUGCCAAGACGUAUGCGAUAAAUAUGUUACCCAAGGCUGAGGAUACGGUUCAGGAAACCGUGGUGGGUUAG
Pseudomassariella vexata is the source of this 1074-nucleotide messenger RNA. RefSeq lists its product as uncharacterized. The record is from RefSeq and is a predicted model, not a curated record. The transcript has 2 exons. Lineage: Eukaryota; Fungi; Ascomycota; Sordariomycetes; Amphisphaeriales; Pseudomassariaceae. The coding region runs from base 1 to 1074 and encodes 357 amino acids.